Molecule: messenger RNA, 1439 nt
Organism: Neohortaea acidophila
Lineage: Eukaryota; Fungi; Ascomycota; Dothideomycetes; Mycosphaerellales; Teratosphaeriaceae
Product: UAA transporter
Exons: 3
Coding region: 278-1432 (384 amino acids)
Biological process (GO): UDP-galactose transmembrane transport
Cellular component (GO): Golgi membrane; endoplasmic reticulum membrane
Molecular function (GO): UDP-galactose transmembrane transporter activity; UDP-glucose transmembrane transporter activity
Source: RefSeq, a predicted model, not a curated record
CGCAACGGCCCGCGACGCAAUCGGCUUAGCGUCAUUCCCAAUCAGGAGAGCAUUCUUUCCGUCUGUGAACACCUCAAGCUGUGCGAGCCUUCAUAUCCCUCAUCAAGUACGAAUCUGUGACCGGAGCAGCCGAGAUCAAUUGGACGCCGAAAUCUAACUCCAAGUCACUCUUUUGUUUGCGAUCUCCAAACGCUGACAUCCUGAUGCAAUUGGAGUUUUUGCUCGCUCAUUUUGCUGGACCCAACUAGGACUUCACCCCCGACAUCGAACUCUCGCCAUGACGGCAAAUGGAGGUGUCCGGCAGCGACAUGCAAAUGGCCGAUUGCCGGAGCUCGGUGGCAAACAAGACGUCACCGUUCAAGACCGCGACAAAGAACCUCCCUCCGCUACGGGUCUCAAUCUUCUCAUAUGCGUAGGAGGCAUCUAUGCCUCGUUCCUUACCUGGGGCGUUCUCCAAGAACGGAUCACCACCACCAAUUAUGGCACGGAGAGUAGACGCGAGGUCUUCAAAUAUCCGGUCGUGAUGAACACCCUCCAAUCUGCCUUCGCUGCUACCGUGGGUUACAUCUACACCGCACUGUCUCGAAAGUCGUCCUCCGACCUUCCCAUCUUCCCGUCGAGGCAGAUAGCGUGGGCGCUGAGCCUGGUCGCGGUGGUCUCAGCCGUGUCCUCUCCGUUCGGGUACGCCAGUCUUCAGCAUGUGGACUACAUCACCUUCAUUCUGGCCAAGUCAUGCAAGUUACUGCCGGUCAUGUUCCUCCACGUCACCCUGUACCGCAAGAAGUACCCCUUCUACAAGUACGCCGUCGUCGCUCUGGUGACCGCGGGCGUGGCCAUCUUCACUCUCCAUCAAUCCGAGGGGUCGAAGAAGAAGAAAGGCGCAGAAGGCAGUAGCCUGUACGGGUUGAUGCUGCUCGGCAUCAACUUGCUCUUCGACGGUCUGACCAACUCGACACAAGACGACAUCUACGCUCGCUUCCGGCCCUACAGCGGGAAACAGAUGAUGUGCGCGCUGAACUUGAUGUCCACGUGCCUCACGUCUUGCUACCUCUUGCUCUCUCCCUACCUCGUGCAAACGGGGCUCGGCGCAUUGCUGGGUACGGAUCCCAAGAGUGCAGGCGAACUCUCCGAAGCCGUUUCCUUCAUGCAACGCCAUCCCGCUGUCGCACGGGACAUUCUUGGAUUUGCCGCUUGCGGUGCGAUGGGUCAAGUCUUCAUUUUCAUGACCCUGUCAACUUUCGGCAGUCUUCUCCUAGUCACCGUGACAGUGACGAGGAAGAUGCUGACCAUGAUCAUCUCGGUGCUCUGGUUCGGGCACGCGCUCAGUGCAAUGCAAUGGCUUGGGGUUGGGCUGGUGUUUGGGGGCAUCGGCAUCGAGGCGGAGCUGAACAAGCGCGAGAAGAAGGCUAAGGCGGGUAAUAAGCAACGGUAAGCGUGGA